AUGACUGAAGACAAGACUGUACAACAUGUAAAAAGAAUCGUACAUCAAUUUCGAAAUAGUCAUGCUUCAUUUAUCAUCGAUCAUCAUCAUGGUAUUGGUUAUAGCAUUAUGGAAAAAGACGACAUAGACGAGGCGGCUAAUGUUCUUGCUAUGGCUUUCACACAGCAAAACGAAAUGUAUAAAUGUAGAGGCAUUACUUUUGAUGACUAUGUUGAAAUAGCAUCCCAUGAAUGUCGAAUAUCAGCAGAGGAAAAGCUUUCCAUCGUUGCACGAGAUACAGAAACAAAUCAGAUAGUCGGAGUAGCAGCGGGUUAUUCUUACACCAAAGCAAUUCAAGCUUUUGAUGCAAACAACGCAGAGAACAAGCACAUGGAAGCUAUAGAACCAAUCAUGGAUUGUAUGUUACAACUAUACGAAAAAGUAGAACAAAUGCCAUCAUUUAAUCCGCAUAAAACGGUUAUAAUGGAUGAUCUUGCUUGCGUACAAGGUGUCAAGUACGCUGGUAAAGCCAUUGGAUUUAUAUGCGGUGGAUUAAUCAGAGCAGUAAGUGCUCGAAAUGGUUAUUCCUAUUUGCUGACGGUGGCUAUCAAUCCGGUGAUGCAAAGACGAGCACAUGCUAUAGGUUAUAAACUCAUUCAUUCCAUCAAUUUCGACGAAUAUACUUACAAGGGUCAGAAAGUAUUUCAUGAAUUACUGGAUCAGGGUUAUUAUCGAGCCCAAAUUUUUAUUUAUUAUUUGAAUGAGGAGAGUAAUAGAUUAGGGAGCUCUUCACAAGCAAAAUUAUGA
Molecule: messenger RNA, 786 nt
Organism: Trichoplax adhaerens
Lineage: Eukaryota; Metazoa; Placozoa; Uniplacotomia; Trichoplacea; Trichoplacidae
Exons: 1
Coding region: 1-786 (261 amino acids)
Molecular function (GO): N-acetyltransferase activity
Source: RefSeq, a predicted model, not a curated record